This is a messenger RNA of Cuscuta campestris, 1893 nucleotides long. Lineage: Eukaryota; Viridiplantae; Streptophyta; Magnoliopsida; Solanales; Convolvulaceae. The record is from the annotation of a GenBank genome assembly.
GGUUACCUUAGAAGUCUGUGAUUUCAAAAAUAUUAGACCGUUGAAGCGCCUCUCCCAUAAGCUUUUUAAGCAGGCGCUAUCUGUGUUCUUCUGAAAAUCCUUCAUCUCCGAAUUCAGAGCGAGAGAGAGAGAGAGAGAGGAAGAGGAAGAACAAGAAGAAGAGGGAUCCGGAGAAAAGGAGAUUCCAAUUUGCAAGGCUUAUCAGAAAGAAGAAUGGCUUCAAGAAACGAUGUUCAGCCACUGAACAGAGGAGAGGCAUUCCCCGGAGGACAGAAGCCAAAGAACAUGGCGGCGGCACCAGACGGGAGGAACCGCCGGGCGCUUGAGGACAUCGGAAAUAAGGUGACCAUCCGAGGGGUUGACGGCGGCGGUCACAACAAGGUCAAGCUUCCUCAGGUUUCUCGCCCUCUCACAAGGGGCUUCUGUGCCCAACUUCUCGCCAACGCACAAGCUGUUGCCGCAGACAACAAGAACAGGAAACCUCUGGCUGUGGUCAAUCUGGAACCAGGAGCACUUCCUGCUAAAGUGCCAAGAAAACCUGCUGCUGUUCAUAAGAAAGCCGCUGUUCCCAAGCCUGAGGAUUUGAUUGUAAUCAGCCCUGACACUGAAGACGUUCACAAUGCCAAGAAAGACUCCAGAAAGGCAUCUGAAGCUUCAUCCAAGAAGACUUCUUAUACUUCAACUCUCACUGCUAGAAGCAAGGCUGCUUGUGGACUGAACAAACCAAAGGUUCGGAUUGAAGAUAUCGAUGCUGGAGAUGAAUACAACGAGCUGGCAGUUGUUGAGUAUGUAGAAGACAUCUACAGGUUCUACAAGGAAGCAGAGAACGAAACCAGGCUUCAUGAUUACAUGGGAUCUCAGCCAGAGAUAAACGAGAAGAUGAGAUCAAUCCUGAUAGACUGGCUAAUUGAAGUCCACCACAAGUUCGAGCUCACAUCAGAGACUCUCUACCUCACAAUCAACAUUGUGGACAGAUACCUGGCAUUGAAGACCACAUCAAGGAGGGACCUGCAACUGGUCGGGCUUGGCUCCAUGCUCAUAGCUUCGAAGUACGAGGAAAUCUGGGCACCCGAAGUGAACGACUUCGUGUGCAUCUCCGACAGAGCUUACACCCACGAAAAAGUCCUGCAGAUGGAGAAGCUGAUUCUCGGGGAGCUGGAAUGGUACCUCACAGUUCCCACCCCAUACGUCUUCCUGGUCAGGUUCAUCAAGGCUUCAUCUUCUUCCGAACCAGAAAUGGAGAACAUGGUCUUCUUUCUUGCAGAGCUGGGGAUGAUGAACUACGCCGCCUCCGUGAUCUACUGCCCCUCCAUGAUCGCCGCCUCUGCAGUGUACGCCGCGAGGUGCACCCUGAACAAGACCCCAGCCUGGAACGAGACGCUGAAGCUCCACACGGGCUUCUCUGAGGCGCAGCUGGUGGAUUGCGCCCGGCUUCUGGUCGGGUACCAUUCGGAGGCCGCGAAUCACAAGCUUCGGGUCAUCUUCAGGAAGUAUUCUCAUGCCCAGAAAGGUUCUGUUGCUGCGCUCCCCCCUGCCAAGUCUCUCUUGGCCACUACUACUACUGCUACUAAUGCUUAGAGCAGAUGGAUAUCAUAAUAGGUUUUGGUGCACAAAAAAAGUGAUAUGUUUUGAUCACUUGGAAUUCUAUCAACUUGUCUGUUGUCUUUCUGAAAACACUUCAGAUUGUCUUGUGUUGCAUUCAUUAAUAUGAUGAUUCUUUUCGUUUCAUUGUUCAGCGUCAUGUUUAUCUCUUUUCUCAAGAUGAUUUCCCCCAUAUUUCGAAUUAUAUAUGGAGUACCUCUUGUAGAAACUAGAAACGAAUUAUGGGUAAAAGGGAAAACGAAUUAUGUGAUUUCCCACAUGCUCAUACCCUAAUAAAAAUGAUCAAAUCUA